AAAACAAGAAUGACCGAAUAUUAUUUUUUUUAUUAUGUAGUAUUAUUGAAUACGAUUCUCUCAAAAUUACUGCCUAAACUUGAUGCAUACAGAUACUGCUACCUUCCGUGCUUGGAUUUCAAUUCACCGCUGCGAAUUCCCAUCUUCAGGCGUUUCGAAUUUUGUAUUAUCGAAUAAAUUGCUAAGGAUUCCCUAUAAUUUGCAUCCCCAAUCUGAUUACCUGCAAAUUUCGAGUUAAAGGGUUCGAAUCAUGAAGUUUCCUGGGGAUUAUCGUAAUUUGAUUUAUGGGUAUUGUUAAUCAAACAUUUGGGUUCUUGUUAUUAAGUGUGAUGUUGUUGUUUAUGAUUUCUAGUGGAAACUGUUUUUGCCAAGUUUUAUAAGGAUUUUGAGUACUUUUAGAGUGAAUUUUGCCGAAAAUUACCAGAAAAAGAUGGCAAUGUUGAACAAAAGCAGAAAUAUACUGGAGGAUUUCAUGAGAGAUGGGUCAUUUAAAUGGUUAACUGGUACUCGUGAUUCGUUUAAGGAGGAGAUUGAGGAAUUUGAGAAUUCAUCUUCUGGAGGAAAUAAUUGGAUUUCUGAGCUUUCUCCUGUUGCUAAUGUAGUUACUAGGAGAUGCUCAAGGAUCCUUGAGAUUUCAACAAGUGACCUUAAAGAAGAUUUUGAUUCAGUGGCUUCAGAUAAUGUUAGAGAUGCUUCUUAUGCUAGAAACUUUCUUGAGUAUUGUUGCUUUAGGGCACUUACCCUAUCUAUGCAACUGGCUGGUUACUUGUCGGAUAAAAAAUUUCGUCGCUUGACAUUUGAUAUGAUGCUUGCUUGGGAGAGUCCUGCUGCUGCCAGCGAACCCUUGCUUGCUGUGUACGACGAUGCUACUGUUGGACUGGAAGCCUUUUCUCGAAUAGCACCUGCAGUUCCUAUAAUUGCAAAUGUAGUCAUAAGUAAAAACUUAUUUCAGGUGCUUACUGCUUCAACUGGUGGUCGCCUUCAGUAUAGUAUCUAUGAGAAGUAUCUUAUCGGUUUAGAAAGGUUUAUAAAGAAAUUGAAGAGCCAAUCUGAUUCGUCAUUGCUAUCCGAACUACGAUCAGGUAGAAGGGAAAAGAUUGUGGAAGUGGAUGGCACAGUGACAACCCAACCAGUUCUUCAGCAUCUUGGAAUUUCUACCUGGCCUGGGAGACUAGUCCUUACUGAUCAUGCACUGUACUUUGAGCCACUUAAAGUAGUAUCUUAUGAUAAAGCAACACGUUAUGAUCUAGCAGAUGAUUUAAAGCAGAUUGUCAAACCAGAACUGACUGGUCCAUGGGGUACAAGACUCUUUGAUAAGGCUGUUGCUUACAAGUCUAUUUCCUUAUCUGAACCUGUAACAAUCGAAUUUCCUGAGCUUAAAGGCCAUAGUCGACGUGACUAUUGGUUGGCUAUCAUACAAGAGAUUUUACUUGCUCAUAAAUUUAUUCGCGAAUACAAUCUAGUUGGGAAUGGACGUGAAGAAGCACUUCUGAAAGCUGUACUUGGGAUCGUUCGGUUACAGGCCAUAAAUGAUAUGAGCUCAUUAGGUCCAUUUUGUUGUGAAGCUCUUUUGCUUUUCAAUCUUUGUGAUCAAAUCCCCGGUGGUGAUAUGAUACUUGAAACUUUAGCUAAAAUGUCAACAUCAAGGGAAAUGCAAAGGACUAAUAGUCCUCGGCGACGUGGCUUGUAUUCCAGUUCAGCUUUAGCCAUUGCCUCUAGCUUAGGCUUUGGAUUUGGGUCCUGUGAAGAUAGUGAUCGUGUACUUUUUGUCGGUGAGAUAGCCGUUGGGGAUACAACUCCCUUGGAGAAGGCUGUUAAUGAAUCUAGAAGUAGUUAUGAGAAAGUGGUCCUAGCUCAGGAAACAGUUGAUGGAGUAAAAGUUGAUGGUAUUGAUACCAAUGUAGCAGUAAUGAAGGAGCUGCUCUUUCCAGUUAUAGAAACUGUCAAAUGUAUUGUUUCCUUAGCUUUUUGGGAGGAGCCUUUGAAGUCCACGGUUUUCUGUGUGAUACUUACGUACGUUAUUUUCAGGGGAUGGCAUGUUUACAUUUUUGUCUUGCCGCUGAUCUUCAUUGCCAUCUUUAUGCUUAUGACACUUUGGUUUAGCCAAGGCCGACCUGUUGUAGAGGUCAAAGUUAUAACUCCACCAGCAAAAAAUGCUAUGGAGCAGCUGUUGGCAGUGCAGAAUGCGAUUUCGUUAGCUGAAGAGUUCAUCCAAUGUGGAAAUAUCGUUCUUCUCAAGCUUCGUGCCUUGCUAUUAUCCAUAUCCCCACAGGCAAGCACAAAAUGCGUAAUUUUGCUUUCGAUCGUGGCUUUGAGUUUGGCAUUUGUACCGACAAAGUACGUAAUAAUGUUGAGCUUUCUAGAAGCUUUCACAAGGUAUUCUCCUCCAAGGAGAACAAGCACCGAGAGAUUUGAGAGGCGGUUGAGAGAGUGGUGGUACAGUAUUCCCGCGGCACCGGUUUCUCUCGAGAGGCAAAAGGAAGAUAAGAAACGAAGAUAGUUCCAUUCACGAGAUCAAGGUCGUCAAGGCAGAAGUCGAGAUUGAUGUUGUAGAUUAGUAUUUAUGUACAAUUCAGUUCAUAGAAAAGAUUCGUGUUAGCGAAUGCUCUAGUGUACACGAGAUUUGUGAAGUCGUAAAGUGUAAAGGUGAACUUGUAAAAUGGAAGAUGUAUCGGUCUUUUUUUCUUUUCUUACUGGUCUUUAUUUAUUUAUUAUUAUAUUUAUUUAUUUUGAUUAUAAGGUAGGAUAACAGAAGGGGGUUAAGUGAGAAUUGAAUGCAUAACCUCUGCAAUAGAAAAUAGUACUUGCUCCACAA
Messenger RNA from Amaranthus tricolor (Joseph's coat), 2815 nucleotides. RefSeq lists its product as uncharacterized. Bases 431 to 2500 code for a protein of 689 amino acids. Lineage: Eukaryota; Viridiplantae; Streptophyta; Magnoliopsida; Caryophyllales; Amaranthaceae. The record is from RefSeq and is a predicted model, not a curated record. The transcript is spliced from 9 exons.